UUCCACACUGAGCGGGGAAAAUAUGCUAAACACCAAGAAGUUGUGGAUAUAAACGCACAGAAGAACAGAGCUCAUUCCUAAAAUCCUAUGGCUUGAAGUUUCAGGCAUCUUCCCUGGCCACAGCUCAUGGAUUUCCUCACGGAGUAUCCCUACAAUGAUACUUAUUAUGACAACGGAACUGGGGCCCUCAACAGCACAAGCUGUGAGGCCAAGCAUCAGUAUAACUACUAUGCCAUGCUCCUGACUCUCCUCAUCUUUCUCAUUGUCUUCGGCAAUGUGUUGGUGUGUAUGGCAGUCUCCAGAGAGAAAGCGCUGCAGACCACCACUAAUUACCUCAUUGUCAGCCUGGCGGUGGCAGAUCUUCUCGUGGCCACAUUAGUUAUGCCCUGGGUGGUGUAUCUUGAGGUGGUGGGGGAGUGGCGUUUCAGUAAGAUCCAUUGUGACAUUUUCGUCACAUUGGACGUCAUGAUGUGCACGGCGAGCAUUCUUAAUCUUUGUGCUAUUAGUAUUGACAGGUACACGGCUGUUGCCAUGCCGAUGUUGUACAACACACGCUACAGCUCCAAGAGACGUGUCACUGUAAUGAUCUCAGUGGUUUGGGUGCUUUCGUUCGCUAUUUCUUGCCCCCUGCUGUUUGGAUUAAAUAACACAGCUACACGGGAUGGUGCCGUGUGUGAAAUCGCCAACCCCUCUUUUGUUGUCUACUCCUCCAUCAUGUCAUUCUACGUGCCCUUCAUCAUCACCCUCCUCGUCUACGUGCAGAUCUACGUGGUUCUUCGCAAGCGCCGGAAACGGGUCAACACUAAACGGAGCUGCCAGAAGACAGAUGCUGAUGCUCAGGCCUCUCUCAAGGAAAAGUGCACUCAUCCUGAAGAUGUGAAACUGUGCACAUUUAUCAUUAAGACCAACGGGGGUUUACCUGUCAAAAACAAGAAAGCAAAACUGAUAAAGGAGGUCCUGCACCAGGGUUGUGAUGUGGGGGUGGAUAUUGUGGCCGGCAGCAGCCCUCUAGAGAAAAAGAAACAGGCAUCCACUCCGGUCGUUGACCUAUUGGCCAACCAGAGCCCCAUCCAUGCCUCUCCCUCCCACGAUGAAUGUCAGUCAAAUGGAGAUGAGAAAAAUGGCCAUGCCAAGGAGGUCCAGACCCCUAAAGAAGCCAAACCUGUUGAAACUCAGGUACUGCCCAAUGGCAAAACGCGAACUACAGUGACCAAAACCAUGAGCAAGAGGAAGAUUUAUCAGCAUAAAGAAAAGAAGGCUACUCAGAUGCUGGCCAUUGUUCUAGGUGUUUUCAUUAUUUGCUGGCUGCCCUUUUUUAUUACUCACAUUUUGAAAACUCACUGCACGAGCUGCGUGGUGCCACUGGAAAUGUACAAUGCCUUUACUUGGCUGGGAUAUGUGAACAGCGCCGUCAACCCCAUCAUAUAUACCACUUUCAAUGUGGAGUUCAGAAAGGCUUUCAUAAAGAUAUUGCACUGCUGAGGACAUUAUUCAUUGCACACGAAGAGGAGGAGAGAUGUAAGAUUUCACAAGAGGUUAGUGCCAUCUUUCACUGCCAUGUGAAAUGAUGGAUAUACAAAGCCACACUUUUAAGGCAGUAUGGAAGUAAAACUCAUUACAGAAAAUGGAGGUUCAAAUGAAUGUAAAAGUAGAGUUUUAUUUGUGUGUCUCCAUU
This is a messenger RNA of Rhinichthys klamathensis goyatoka, 1675 nucleotides long. It is a transcript of the gene drd2b, whose product is annotated as dopamine receptor D2b. Gene Ontology annotation, biological process: adenylate cyclase-inhibiting dopamine receptor signaling pathway; adenylate cyclase-activating adrenergic receptor signaling pathway. NCBI's taxonomy places the organism in Eukaryota, Metazoa, Chordata, Actinopteri, Cypriniformes, Leuciscidae. The transcript is spliced from 8 exons. Gene Ontology annotation, molecular function: G protein-coupled receptor activity; dopamine neurotransmitter receptor activity, coupled via Gi/Go. Gene Ontology annotation, cellular component: presynaptic membrane; glutamatergic synapse. The record is from RefSeq and is a predicted model, not a curated record. The coding region runs from base 127 to 1482 and encodes 451 amino acids.